This is a messenger RNA of Micropterus salmoides (largemouth bass), 3515 nucleotides long. It is a transcript of the gene usp5, whose product is annotated as ubiquitin specific peptidase 5 (isopeptidase T). Gene Ontology annotation, biological process: protein deubiquitination. Gene Ontology annotation, molecular function: cysteine-type deubiquitinase activity; zinc ion binding; protein binding. The coding region runs from base 156 to 2702 and encodes 848 amino acids. The record is from RefSeq and is a predicted model, not a curated record. The transcript is spliced from 20 exons. Lineage: Eukaryota; Metazoa; Chordata; Actinopteri; Centrarchiformes; Centrarchidae.
ACACAAGGCAGCGUCUCAUGAUUCAUUCAGCCAAACACACACAGCACAAGACGGGCUAGACAACGGACACUCUUCCGAGCCAGGGAAUUAAAGGGCUGGGGGUCCAAACUCAGAGAGCAAUUGUCCCACUGAAAGUCGGAACUAGCUAGCUUGUCAUGGCGGAUGUUGGUGAGAUUUUGAUGUCGGUUUUGUCCACAAUUCGGGUUCCGAAGCCCGGGGACCGUGUCCACAAAGACGAAUGCGCCUUGUCAUUUUCCUCGCCGGAGAGCGAAGGAGGUCUGUAUGUGUGCAUGAACAGUUUCUUGGGCUUUGGGAGUCGGUAUGUGGACAGGCACCAUGCUCGGUCUGGCCAGAGGGCUUACUUCCACAUCACCCGGACUCGCAAAGCUAAGAAGGAAGACGACAAUAACUCUGGAUCCGGACACCCGCCUAAGAAAAAGCCCACCAGAUUGGCUAUAGGGAUUGAAGGUGGUUUUGAUGUGGAGCAGGAGCAGUAUGAGGAGGAUGUAAAGGUGGUCAUUUUACCUGACAGACAGGAAGUGACAUCAGAGGACCUUGCUACCAUGCCUGAUGUUGUGAGAGAGCGGGUGUCCCUGUCAAUGGCGGGUAUCAUGGCAGCUGACUCAGUGUCUCAUACCUUACAAGUUCAGCAGUGGGAUGGAGAGGUGAGACAGGAGUCAAGGCAUGCCGCUGACCUUAAACAGCUUGACAACGGAGUUAAGAUCCCUCCCAGUGGCUGGCGCUGUGAUGUGUGUGACCUCCAGGAGAAUAUUUGGAUGAACCUGACGGACGGCAAAGUGCUGUGUGGUCGCAGGUAUUUUGAUGGCUCCGGGGGAAACAACCAUGCCCUUCUCCACUUCCAGGAGACAGGAUACCCACUGGCUGUCAAACUUGGUACCAUCACUCCUGAUGGAGCAGAUGUGUAUUCCUAUGAUGAGGAUGACAUGGUGCUGGAUUCCAAGUUACCUGAGCACCUAGCUCACUUUGGCAUUGACAUGAUGACCAUGGAAAAGACUGAGAGGACGAUGACAGAGCUGGAGAUUGCUGUGAACCAGCGUGUGGGGGAGUGGGAGGUGAUCCAGGAAUCUGGGACCACCCUACGGCCCCUAUUUGGCCCUGGUUUGACUGGCAUGAAGAACCUGGGCAACAGCUGCUACCUCAACUCUGUCAUGCAAGUUCUCUUCACCGUUCCAGACUUCCAGAACAAGUACGUGUCUAACAUCGACAAGAUCAUUGAUGAAGCCCCAAGCGACCCCACCCAGGACUUCAAAACCCAAGUAGCCAAGCUCGGCUACGGUCUGUUGUCGGGAGAGUAUUCCAAACCAGCACCAGACCCUGGAGAUGAAAAUGGUGCAUCUGAACCCAGAGGAGACCAAAUCGGCAUAGCACCACAAAUGUUCAAAGCACUUGUUGGGCGUGGCCACCCAGAGUUCUCCACCAAUAGACAACAGGAUGCUCAGGAGUUUUUAUUGCACUUCAUAAACAUGGUGGAGAGGAACUGUCGCUCUGGGUCCAACCCAUCUGAAGCCUUCAGGUUCCUGGUGGAGGAGAGGAUUGUGUGUCAGCAAUCACAGAAAGCCAAGUACACACAGCGGGUGGAUUACAUCGUCCAGCUGCCUGUGCAGAUGGACCAGGCGACAAACACAGAAGAGCUUCAGGAGGCGGAGCGCCGGCGUGAGGAGGGGGACUCAUCAGCCCCUACUGUGCGUGCACAAAUCCCCUUCACAGCUUGCAUGGCAGCCCUCAGCGAACCAGAGAUCCUUACAGACUUCUGGAGCUCAGCUGUCCAGACCAAGACUACUGCUACCAAAACGACCCGCUUUGCCUCUUUCCCUGACCACCUGGUCAUACAGAUAAAGAAGUUCACCUUUGGCCUUGACUGGGUUCCAAAGAAACUGGACGUGAGCAUCGACGUUCCUGAUACACUCGACCUGAGCGCGUUGCGUGCAACUGGCCAGCAACCGGGGGAAGAGCUUCUACCAGAGGUGGCCCCGCCCCCACUCAUGACCCCAGAUGUGGAGGUUAAAGGUAUCCUGGGUUCCCAUGGCAACGAGGAGGACGACUCACUCUACUCCCCACUGCUGUCUCCAGUCCUUGAUGACUCCACUGUGUCCCAGUUAUGUGAGAUGGGAUUCCCUCUGGAGGCCUGCAGGAAAGCGGUGUACUACACUGGGAACACUGGCAUUGACUCUUCCAUGAAUUGGAUCAUGAGCCACAUGGAUGACCCAGACUUCGCGGCCCCCCUGGUAUUGCCAGGCUGCAGCUCUGGCCCAGGGACCACGCCCACAGAGAGCCUCUCUGAGGAGCACCUGGCAACCAUAGUCUCCAUGGGCUUCAGCAGAGACCAGGCAACCAAAGCACUUCGAGCCACGAGUAAUGUCCUCGACCGGGCAGUGGACUGGAUCUUCUCCCACCUGGAUGACCUAGACUCCAUGGAUGUGUCUGAAGGCGGUCGCUCAGCCGCAGAGAGCGAGGGGGGCAGGGAUCCGCCGCCUGGGCCUCGUGUCAGAGAUGGACCAGGCAAGUAUGAGCUGUUUGCAUUCAUCAGUCACAUGGGGACGAGCACGAUGUGCGGCCACUACGUCUGUCACAUCAAGAAGGAUCAGCAGUGGGUCAUCUUCAAUGAUCAGAAGGUGUGUGCUUCAGAAAAACCUCCCAAGGACCUGGGAUACCUCUAUUUCUACCGGAGAGUGGCUGAAUGAGACAAAGGAGCGUUAGACGUCGAACACGCAAGACAACAUACAUAGUCGCACCCCACCAAGCUAUUACAAAUGCCCUGGCACGCUUCACAACUGACAAAGUGUAAAUAAAUCUCUCAGAUUGCAUAUAUAAACAGUUAAAUAAAUUGGUGCAGAUGUACAGAUAAGGUGUUGGGGGAAGAUGUUUUUCUUUUUAUCCAUUGAUUGCAAACCACAGGCCUGUUCAUAGAAGCAGAUUCAGUUAGUUACCUGGACAAUAAUGCUGAGUGAUAAUUUUCUAAAACCCCAGUUGAAGAUUUUACUCAGCAAUUGUAUCCAGAUAAUUCAGAAAACCUGCUUCAUGAAACAGGCCCCAGACAUUAGAGUGACUUUGGUUGCUGAGUCCCUUCACUCCUUAUUAUUAUAAGUAUGCUUAGCUAUCACCGUUAAUCUGUGUCCUGCCUAAUGAUUUCCACUGCCGUCAGAGGUCACUGCCCCUCCCCAUCACGAUAUGUCGCUUCCAGCCCCUUCUUCUUUUAUUGGACAAUUGCAGCUUGGUGUCACCUGUUUAGGGUGACACCAACCCCUCCUCUAUCCGUUUCAGUGACGAAGUGAAAACAGUUCACGAUGAGAGGAAAUGUCAGUAAAACAAACAAAGAAACAGCUCAAAUGUGUUUUACAAAAAGGAAAUUAAAAAAGUCAAAACACCAAAUAAACUUGUUUUUUCUUGGAGGUUUGGUGAGGGUGAUAUCUGGUUGGUUUUUGGUUUAUUUUGUUUUUAUUUUGCAAACAAAUCCAUUGUUACUUCUGCUGUGACAUUAAAGAAUUGUCUUUCAG